GGAGGGUCCUGCCUGGGCACUUGCCUGCGAGGCAGGCUGUCCCAAACGGCGUGUCCCUGUGCUGGGCGUGCUGGGCACUACUGGCAUGGAGCUGUGGAGGCCGAGCUGCACCAUUGCUUCUUGAGCAAAUGAGAUCUGGAGGAGGCUGGUGGCACUGGCAACACCUUGCUGGGGGUGUUGGGAGGAGUUGGGCAGCACUUGGACCUGGGGCACGGUGUCCCGUGAGUCUGGCGUGGGGCUGCAGGGUGGCCGGUCAGCUGGGUGAGUGUCACCAGCUUUCCCGUGGUGCUGGGGGGCGGCCGGGAGGCUGGUCUGGAGUGAAUGCCGCUGGCUUCUCUGUGGGGCUGGGCGUGCACACGGGAGGGACGGGCUUAGCUGUGGGUCAAACAUUGACUGUUGUGCCGCCGUUUUUCUGAUGCCACAGGGAUGCCCGUGGGUCUGACUGGGGCACAGGGGAGCAGCGGUGAGUGCGGAGUCUGGUGAGGGGGUUGGCAUGUGCAAGGGCACCUUUGGGAGUGCUGCACCAUGCUGUGGUGCCGGGCAGGGUAUAUGCAUGGUGCCGGCUGAGCGCCUGCCCUCUGUCACUCGCAGGCAGCCACUGGACCCCCCCAGCACCCCCAUGUGCGACCCUGUGAAGCUGCGGCUGAUAGAGGAUGCUGAGGACUGGCAGCCCCGUGCUGGGACCUCCCAGUCCCGCUCCUUCUGCAAACUGGCCCGGCUGAUGGGCACAGACAGCAUGGAGGAUCGCGAGGAUGAGCUUGUUAAAAAGCCCAGAGCCAAGCUGUUGGCGGAGCCGCAGAGCCUGCCCUGCGACAGGCACCGCCAGCGCUCAGCCACUGCUCUCGCCAUCGCCUCGGGAGGGUCCUGCCUGGGCAUUUGCCUGCCAGGCAGGCUGUCCCCUGACCAGGUGUCCUUAUGGUGGGUUGUCUCUGUGACAAGGUGCUGGGCAGGACCCGCUGGGCACUGCUGGCACACAGCUGAGGAGGCCAAACUGCACUGAGGUGUCCUGGACACAGUGGGUAGGGGCAGCUGGUGGCACUGGCAACACCUUGCUGGGGGUGUUGGGAGGUGCUGGGCAGUGCCUGGGCUUGGGGUGCGAUGUCCUGUGAGGCUGCAGGAUGGCUGCAAGGCUGGUCUGGAGUGAAUGCUGUCAGAAUCUUCAUGGGGCCCAUGCCUCUGCGAGGCUGGGCGUGCGUACAGGAAGGAUGCACUGAGACGUAGGUCAACCACUGACUGUUGUGCUGCCAUUUUUUUUGAUGCCACAGGGAUGCCCAUGGGUCCAGCUGGGGCACGGGGGAGCAGUGGUGAGUGCCAGGGUCUGGCGAGGGGUCUGGUGUGUGUGAGGGUGCCUUUGGGAGCGCUUCCCUGGGCCAAAGCAGUCUUCAUGGUUGGUGCCGACUGAACGCCUGCCUUCUGUCACUCGCAGGCAGCCCCCGCAGCCCCCGGAGGC
Molecule: messenger RNA, 1450 nt
Organism: Egretta garzetta (little egret)
Lineage: Eukaryota; Metazoa; Chordata; Aves; Pelecaniformes; Ardeidae
Product: PDZ and LIM domain protein 7-like
Exons: 3
Coding region: 494-1000 (168 amino acids)
Source: RefSeq, a predicted model, not a curated record